AGUCUAAUGAAAAUUCAUAUUUGAUUUCAAACAAUGCUGGCAUCUACAAACGCUGUCUUUUCAUUGGAAAGUUUAUUUUAUGAAACACCAGAUACAAAGCAAAAGUAUCUAGAAAAUACAGGACCAAAAAAUUGGUUUCUUGCUCCUGUUCCAUCUAUUGCUGAAAUUCCAAGCGCUCAGGAGCUAGAGAAGGAAUUGGAAAAAAAUAACCAUCUAGCACAAAUUCCUUUUGACUUGACCUCUAACAAGCAAGAAGUACUUGAGUUAAGUUUAGGAAAAGGAGAUAAAAGUCAUUUGCAACAUGAAAGUCUGGAAGUUGUUUCAUCAUUUCCAUAUUCUGACCAUGAAAAAUAUAAAAAUGAAAUCAGGCCUUGUCAACAACCUGAUAGAAAUAUUUCAGAAACGAGAAAAUUAAUUAAUUUUCCAGAAGAUGAUGAAAGUACCAACUCAACUUUCAGAAAAAGGUAUGUGUUUUAAGUCAAUCAUCAUAAUUCAUCAGCUAUCAAAAUCAUAUUAUUAUUUUAGAUGCAUUUGUCAAAUACAGAGUUUUUGAUCCUUGAAGUGAAAGUACUUAAUAGAGCUCCAGGCAGUAAUGUCGGGAUUCCUUUGAAUGUAAGAAAAAACACAUAUUCCCUCUUGGCAGUAUUUUAGUACAGUAAUUAAAUUUGCCCUGAGCUCAACUGCUUCUACAAAAAAGUUAGGCAUGGGGUUUAUUUUAUUAUUUUAGAGAAAGUACUGAGUUGCACAAGCAUUCUUAGAUGCUAAAAUGCAUCCAUUUGAAAGAGAGCUAGAAGACUCAGAAUGCCAUUUACAUGUUCAGAGAUCAAGUGAGCCAAGACUGUCCAGAGAAACCCUCUACACAAUUUCAAUGCUGCCUAAAAAGAGAGGUCGUAAAUAGAAGCACCUCUUUGAUGUCAAAGCUAUUACUAAUUGUCACAGCCUUUUAAACUUCAUUUUUUCAGUUGUGCAGUGUAGCAGUUAGUCUAGUGUUAGGAUCUAAUAUCUCUCCUGCAUGGAAGCAAAGAUGAGUUUAAUAGUUUGCCUAUGUGAAGUGAGUUAAAAAAUAAAAAGAACUUUUCUAGGUGGAACUUCAGUUGGAUCAAGUAAAGUAAGAUGUGCGCUUGCCUAGAAAAGACAAUUUUAAUUUUUGUACUUAGAUUUCCACAAACAAAAUAUAUGUAUCAAAAUGUAUAUUCUUUGAAAAUAUCGGGAAAUAUAUGAUAUAUAGAAUAACAAGUAUUUUUGUGUAAAUACAUCUUUUUCAGCUUAUUUAAAACAACUGAUUUUACAUAUGCAAAUAUAGAACAUAAAGAUAAUUUCCUUCAUGGCAGUGGAACUGACAUUUCUUGUAAGAUAAUUAAAAAUGUAAAAGAGACUAAAAAAGAAGUGUUAUAGAAAGAUAAUAGUAUGCAGGUACUUCAGUAUUCAGAUUUCAAUCUGCAUAGUGUAAAUGAUGUAUUUUCUGCUUGUGAAAAUGGAAAAGGAGUCAAAGUACAAUCAUUUCUUCAUGUUUCAGAGACUUCAAUGUGGAAGGAGCUGUAGCAAAAAAAAUGGAGGUCCUGAGAGCUGUUACAGAAAUCCCUUCUCCAUUUAGAAAUAUUUUCAAGGAUUUUCCAUAUUUUAACUACAUACAAUCCAAGGCUUUGGAUGAUCUUCUUUACACAGAUAGGAAUUUUGUGAUUUGUGCUCCAACUGGCUCUGGAAAAACUGUAAUGUUUGAACUAGCUAUUACCAGGCUACUAAUGGAAGUGCCAAUGCCUUGGUUAAAUAUUAAAAUUGUAUAUAUGGCACCCAUAAAAGCUCUGUGUAGUCAACGAUUUGAUGAUUGGAAAGAAAAAUUUGGACCUAUUGGGCUUAGCUGUAAGGAACUGACAGGAGAUACAGUGGUGGAUGAUUUAUUUGAAAUACAACAUGCUCAUAUUAUUAUGACCACACCAGAAAAAUGGGAUAGUAUGACUAGAAAAUGGAGAGACAACUCUUUAGUCCAGCUGGUACGAUUGUUCCUCAUCGAUGAGGUACAUGUUGUGAAAGAUGAAAGCCGGGGUGCAACACUCGAGGUGGUAGUCAGUCGGAUGAAAACUGUACAAUCUUCUGUUUCACGUAACUCAGAGAAUCCCAACACAUUUCCUUCCAUGAGAUUUGUGGCUGUUUCUGCAACAAUCCCGAAUGCUGAAGAUAUUGCAGAAUGGCUGACAGAUAGUAAGAAGCCUGCUGUAUGUUUGAAAAUAGAUGAGAAUCACCGACCAGUGAAGCUUUGCAAAGUUGUUCUUGGAUUUCCCUGCAGUGGCAACCAAACAGAAUUUAAAUUUGACUUAACUCUUAACUACAAAAUAGCAAGCGUUAUACAAACAUACUCUGAACAAAAACCAGCACUUGUGUUUUGUGCCACAAGGAAAGGAGUACAGCAAGCUGCUUCUGUUUUUGCAAAAGAUGCUAAAUUCAUAAUGACUACAGAACAGAGACAAAGAUUACAGAGGUCUGCAAAUUCAAUAAAAGAUUCCAAACUAAGAGAUCUCCUAAUAUAUGGUGUGGCUUAUCAUCAUGCUGGUAUGGAGCUAUCUGAUAGAAAAAUAAUUGAAGGAGCAUUUACUGUGGGAGACUUGCCUGUACUUUUUACUACUAGUACCUUAGCUAUGGGAGUAAAUUUACCUGCACAUCUGGUUGUUAUAAAGUCCACAAUGCAUUAUGUUGGAGGAAUGUUUCAAGAAUAUAGUGAAACUGAUAUUCUGCAAAUGAUUGGGAGAGCAGGAAGACCACAAUUUGACACAACCGCUACAGCUGUUAUUAUGACUCGCUUAAGUACAAGAGAGAAGUAUGUACAGAUGUUAAAUGGUGCAGAUACAAUAGAGAGCAGUUUACAUAAACAUCUUGUUGAGCAUUUAAAUGCGGAAAUAGUGCUACAUACCAUAACAAAUGUGAAUAUAGCUUUGGAAUGGAUAAGAUCAACUUUCCUAUACAUCAGAGCUUUGAAAAAUGCAGUUCAUUACGGUUUUUCACCUGGAUUAGACAGAGUUGGAAUUGAAGCAAAGUUACAAGAAUUGAGUUUGAAAAAUGUGAAUGAUCUAGCUUCUCAUGACUUGAUCAAGAUGGAUGAAAAACUGAAUUUCAGACCAACAGAAAAUGGAAAACUAAUGGCUUGGUACUAUAUUGCAUUUGAUACAGUGAAACAGUUUUCUACAAUUAAAGGAACAGAGACUUUAUCCGAACUGGUCACAAAGAUAUCAAGCUGCACUGAAUUUUCAGAUAUCAAGUUAAGAACAAGUGAAAAGAAAAUACUGAAUGCUUUGAAUAAGGACAAGAACAGGAUAACUAUCAGGUUUCCAAUGGAAGGGAAGAUAAAAACAACAGAAAUGAAAGUAAACUGUCUUAUUCAGGCUCAGCUAGGAUGCAUUCCUAUUCAAGACUUUACUUUGACGCAAGAUAUAGGCAGAAUUUUCAGAACUGGCAUAAGAGUUACUAAAUGGUUGUCUGACUUUCUGGCAUCACAGAGAAACAGCUUUUCUGCACUAUUAAACUCCUUAAUUUUAGCUAAGUGUUUCAGAUGCAAACUAUGGGAAAACUCACUGCAUGUUUCCAAACAGCUGGAAAAAAUUGGUGUGAUGCUGUCAAAUGCGAUGGUAAAUUCAGGUCUGACAUCAUUUAAAAAAAUUGAAGAUACAAAUGCAAGAGAACUUGAAUUGAUCUUAAACAGACACCCUCCUUUUGGAAACCAAAUAAAAGAGUCUGUGAUACACCUUCCAAAAUAUGCACUUGAUAUUGAGCAGGUUUCAAAAUACAGUGAUACAGUGGCUGAAAUCUUAGUGACUGUCAUAUUAACAAACUUCAAACAACUGCAGACAAGGAGAACAGCACCAGAUUUCCAUUAUGUAACCUUGAUAAUAGGAAGUGCUGAUAAUGAAGUCAUUUUUAAACAAAAAAUUAUGGAUUUGGCUUUGCUGAAAACUGGAAAUUGGACUAAAAAAAUUGAAGUGAAAAGAGCUCUCAAAUCAGAGGAACUUAGCAUAAAUGUAAUCAGUUCUGACUAUGUUGGGCUUGAUAUUCAGCAAAACUAUACAGCCUUUUACUUAGGAGCAAAAAGGUUUGGAAAUCAAGUAGUUGUACACAGAAAAUCAGAUGCUGAGUCUUCACUUGAUGUAUAUCACACAUCUUCAAUAAAAGCAUCUUCAGUGAGAAUAGAUACAGGAAGCACCUGUAACCAAGAGGUCUCCUACACAAGAUCUGGAAACAGAGAAUGCAACCAUCACUGUAAGAAUAAAGAUACCUGUGGACAUGACUGUUGUAAAAUCGGAGUUUCUCAGAAGUCUGAGUUGAAGAGAGAUUCAAAAUUUUCUUCAUACCUAUCUGACUUAAGGAACAGAAGCUCAAUUUCAUCUGUACCCCCAGUGAAACGAUUAAAGAUGCAGCUACUGAAUCAAACUCAGAAUGUGGAUCUUAAACAAUUUGUUUAUACACCCAAAUCUUUGCUGCCAGCAUUGCCAAGAUCUGAAUAUGCAGAGUCUCCUGCAUCGUCAGUAGAUCAGUGUGAAAAUGUUGAUAACCUUGGAAGAUUUGAGAAACAACUACCACAGGAGAGCUAUGAAAAGAUUAAUUUAUCUUGGAAACAUUCUUCAAAUGUGGGUGAGAAGACCCAUCAGGCAAUGAUGUCAAAUAAAAAUCUUGAAUCUUCAAUGCCUAACUUGACUGAUGCAGAUAAAAGCAGCUCUUGGUUUUCAAAGGCUCUGAAUGUGAACUUUGAGUUGGGAGAUGAGGUUUGGGAUGAUUUUGAUGAUGAGAAAUUAAUAUAUGCUUGCAGCUUUUCCAGUGAUCUGGCAAAUAAAGAUUUAGGAUCUGGAAGCUCCUGCCUUCAAAAUACAAUACAACAUAAACCACUAUUCCAGAACACACAAUACGAAGUCAUAAGUGACACUUCAGGAAAUGUUGACAAAUUGCAAGAUAAGAUGGGUGUUCAUCCACAGAAUUCUCUCUCUCCCACAUUAAAUGCACCAUCAAAAAUGAAAUUGCCAACACAGAAUGGAAAUACAAAUAAUUUCAGCUUUCAAGCAAAAAAACAUCCCAAUCCUUCUGAGGUGAAAAAAACAUUUUGUUCUUCAAACUCAGGAACAGUCUCAGAGUCUUCUAAAAGUAGUGAAAAAGGGGAUUUUUUUAUCUGUAAUAAAGAAAGAAAAAGUGAAAUUGAUCUCAGAUAUCUUCCAGAUGAUGAAGCCAAUGAUGUUAAGCCUUUUCUUGGAAUAUUUGAUGGUAUUUUCUAAAACAUAUAAAAACAAGAUAUAUCGUAAAUUCUGAAACAUAAAACUCUCCUUUCCAGAAUGAAACUCUUCAAAUACAGUUACAAAAUGUAUUUAAUAACUGUUCAUUAAUAGCCAACUUUGCUGCACAGGCUAGAUAACAAAAACAUUGCUAGCUAAUUUACACAAUUCCAUGUAUGUUUCUGUCUUUUUGAAAGUUAUUUAAGCCUCUUUGUUAAUAUAACUUGCUGUUUUCAGGAUUAUAAAUAAAAGUAUUUGAAAGUA
Molecule: messenger RNA, 5510 nt
Organism: Gavialis gangeticus (Gharial)
Lineage: Eukaryota; Metazoa; Chordata; Crocodylia; Gavialidae
Gene: HFM1
Product: HFM1, ATP dependent DNA helicase homolog
Exons: 37
Coding region: 1551-5249 (1232 amino acids)
Molecular function (GO): ATP binding; nucleic acid binding
Source: RefSeq, a predicted model, not a curated record